This is a messenger RNA of Dalotia coriaria, 1594 nucleotides long. RefSeq names its product helix-loop-helix protein delilah-like. Lineage: Eukaryota; Metazoa; Arthropoda; Insecta; Coleoptera; Staphylinidae. The record is from RefSeq and is a predicted model, not a curated record. Gene Ontology annotation, molecular function: E-box binding; protein dimerization activity; DNA-binding transcription factor activity, RNA polymerase II-specific. The transcript has a single exon. Gene Ontology annotation, biological process: positive regulation of transcription by RNA polymerase II; axon development; sensory organ development. Gene Ontology annotation, cellular component: nucleus. Bases 266 to 1111 code for a protein of 281 amino acids.
UGGACGCGAUAUCCGAGAAACAAACAGUGACCAACUCGCGGUCCAGCGGAGAAGACACGCUCCUCCACAAGGCCUCAUCUCGCGAGCGCGUUUGCGUCUCGUGGGUCGAUCAUUCUAAGUUUCAACUGAUUUCUCACUUCAAAACUUGGUUGAGAAAAAUAUAGUCAUGGAUUAAAAUAGCAAUAAAGUGUGACAAAGAUAAUAUUUGUGCGUGCAAGGAUUAUUUAAAACUGGUAAUAUUUGUGUUUGCAACGAAAAUAAGUGCAUGGAAAUGGAUUCACUUCUGCAACAAUACGCUAAUGAAUUUGCUGAUAUAGCUGAUCCAACCAAGAGAAUGAGUGCUUCUCCGCUGCUGUCCGAAAUGGCCUACGCCACCGAUCCGAACAAUAACGACGACUUCGAAACGAUUACCUCGAAUAAAGAGGACAAAUACUCCCUGCGACCGCGGUCGGUGCGUCGUGUAACAGAAACGCUAGCCAAAAGCACCCCUAAAGCUUCUGCAUCACGCGUAUGUGCAUCGACGCCGGCGAGUGCCGGCCACUCGGCGAAGACUUCUACCAAUUCAACCGGUGGAAGUUCUAAACCCGCAAAGAGCCACAAGCCUAAGCAGAAACCGGCACCGUUGAGUAAAUACCGACGUAAGACGGCAAACGCCAGGGAACGAAACCGAAUGCGAGAGAUUAACCAGGCGUUCGAAACGCUACGACGAGUCAUACCCCAAAUGGCCGCCACACAACCCGCCCCAACCGCCAACGAGAAACUCACCAAGAUCACCACGCUGCGAUUGGCGAUGAAAUACAUUUCAUCCCUGAGCGCCGCCCUCGAUGAUAACACGCCAGGUUCUAAUACGGCGGCGUCGGCGGCGGCAGCGUCCGCCCUCGAAAGCUUCCUUCUCGAGCCAUCAUUCAGCGAUUGCAGUGAUUUGGACUGUUUGCUUCUAGAAUCCGACGGCGAGAGUCUUCCACUCUCGGACCAUUCAUCUCUGUUGACAUCUCCGGACUUUCCAGAUACGUCCCUUUCGCCUGUUGAUUUCGGCGAUCCGAAUUCACUCUCGCCUUUCCUGCAGACGGAUUACGACCACACGGAUUUCAGUGAAUUCCUGCUAACGUAACACCUCGUCAGUGGCUUAAUAGUUAAUAGUUGUAGCUGAUGUACAUAAAUAAAAAGAAACAAGUUUAUGCGCUUUUGGGGUGUGAUGAAAAUUAAAUUUAAGUUAUUUAUCUAAUUAUAAGUUGUAUAUAAUACAAAACUCAAUCGAAAAUAAACAACGAACUGAUAGCACGAAGAAUUGAAAACUUUUGGAACAAUUUCUGAUUAAAAUUUAAGUGCAACGAUCUUGUGUAGCAAUAAUAAAUAAAAAAGAGAUAUUAGAAUAUAAAUAUUAUAUUCUCCUACUUGUUACCUAUAUUAUUAAAUUUUUAUCAAAGUAAUUGCUUACUUUGAACAUACGUACUUCAUGUUAUUCUAUUAUUAUUAUAACGAAUCUAUUCUCUCUUCGCUCGACCAUCACCGACGCGAGUGAUAUAUUUUGUACUUAAUCUUUUGGUACUACUUCUCUUUGUAAAAAUAAAUUGUUUAUUUUUUUACAAGAUAA